Messenger RNA from Exophiala viscosa, 1239 nucleotides. RefSeq lists its product as uncharacterized. The record is from RefSeq and is a predicted model, not a curated record. Gene Ontology annotation, cellular component: endomembrane system. The coding region runs from base 1 to 1239 and encodes 412 amino acids. The transcript has a single exon. Lineage: Eukaryota; Fungi; Ascomycota; Eurotiomycetes; Chaetothyriales; Herpotrichiellaceae.
AUGAGGCUGCGAAUCCUGCACUUGUUCGUCCUUUCGACUCUCCUUCUCCUGGUCGCAGCAUGGUCCAAGGAUGACUACGAGAUCUUCAAACUCAAGGACGAAGUCGAGGCUGCCGAAGGUUCAGAUGUCUCCUUUUACGAUUUCCUAGGCGUCAAGUCCUCCGCGACGGUCGAUGAAAUUGGUAAAGCUUUUCGAAAGAAAUCACGGGCGUUGCAUCCCGACAAGGUCAAACAUUCCUAUGUCGCUUCACGGUCGACGCCGAAACCCAAGAAGGCAGGGGAGAAGAAGAAGUCUGGAGUGCAUGUGUCCAAGGGGCCGUCCGAGCGAGAACUCCAGCGAUUCACAAAACAAGCAGGAGAAAGAUACAGUCGCUUAGGUGUGGUUGCCAAUAUCCUCAAAGGACCGCAACGAGAGAGGUACGAUUUUUUCUUGCAACACGGCUUUCCAGCAUGGCGAGGAACCGGCUACUACUACACCAGAUACCGUCCUGGGCUGGGGACGGUCUUGGUCGGGUUGUUCCUGGUAUUUGGUGGAGGGGCGCACUAUUUUGCGUUGGUCACAAGCUACAAACGACAACGUGAUUUUAUGGAGAGAUAUAUCAGAUAUGCCAGAAAGACUGCCUGGGGUGACGAGUUGGGGAUUCGUGGCAUACCCGGCGUAGCUCAACCCGUCGAAGUUCCUGAGACCACCGAGGAGCCGGAUCCAAUGGCAAAUUUGAAUCGACGCCAGAAGCGAGAAAUGGAGCGACAGAACAGAAAGGAAAAGCCAGGCAAGACCAAACCAGCACCCAAAGCACGUCCUGUUCAGUCUUCUCCAGCAGAGCGACGACGUGUGACUGCUGAGAAUGGCAAGGUUUUGAUUGUCGACUCAAUGGGGGAUGUGUUUUUGGAAGAAGAGGACGAAGACGGAGAUGUUCAGGAAUACCUGCUUGACCUCGACGAGAUACAUAAACCGACAAUCUGGGACACCGGCGUUGUUCGCCUUCCCGUAUGGCUGUACAGAAAGGCGUUCGAUCCUUUUCUAAAGAACACCGACCCUAUCCCCAGUGACGACGCUGCGCCUUCCGUCAUAGAGACAGUGUCCGAGACGAUAGAGAGUGUCGUACCAGACAAGUUGACAAGUUCGGACCUCAGCUCCAGUCAGGACUCUGGAUUUGAGAUUGUGGAUUCGACUGGAAUGGAGACUGAGCCGGAGAAGGCAUCUGGGGUAAAAAAGAGAGGCAAAAAGGGCAAGAAAUGA